Molecule: messenger RNA, 959 nt
Organism: Grammomys surdaster
Lineage: Eukaryota; Metazoa; Chordata; Mammalia; Rodentia; Muridae
Product: olfactory receptor 18-like
Exons: 1
Coding region: 19-948 (309 amino acids)
Biological process (GO): G protein-coupled receptor signaling pathway
Cellular component (GO): membrane
Molecular function (GO): G protein-coupled receptor activity; olfactory receptor activity
Source: RefSeq, a predicted model, not a curated record
AAAAGAUAUUCUAGUCCCAUGGAACCACAUAAUUUAACAGAUACCAUGGAAUUCCUUCUCCUUGGACUCUCAGAGGACCCUGAACUGCAAGCCAUUUUAUUUGCACUAUUCCUGCUCAUAUACCUGCUUACUGUGCUUGGAAAUGUGCUCAUCAUCUUGGCCAUCAGCUCUGAUUCCAACCUCCACAGCCCUAUGUACUUUUUCCUCUACAGCCUUUCAUUGUCUGACAUUGGCUUCAGCAGCACCACAGUCCCCAAACUUCUGAUAAACAUGCACACCCACAACAAAUCCAUAACUUACGCAGCCUGCUUAACUCAGGUUUCUUUUUUCUUUCUUUUUGGGUGUAUGGACAGCCUCCUACUGGCAGUGAUGGCCUAUGACCGAUGGGUUGCCAUUUGUUACCCCCUACACUACCAAGUCCUUCUGAACCCUCGUCUGUGUAGAUGUUUGGUUAUAGUGUCAUUUUGUAUCAGUCUCAUUGAUUCACAGGUACACUGCUUGAUGGUGUCACAACUAAAAUUUUGCACUAAUUUAGAAAUCCCUCAUUUCUUCUGUGAUGUUCCAGAGCUUCUAAAACUUGCCUGUUCUGACACUACUAUCAAUAACAUAGUCGUAUUUCUUGUUAGUAUCAUUCUUGGUUUUCUCCCUGCCUCAGGUAUCUUUUACUCCUACUAUAAAAUUGUUUCCUCCAUUGUUAGAGUUCCUUCAUUGUUAGGGAAAUAUAAAGCAUUUUCUACUUGUGGAUCUCACCUGUCAGUUGUUUGCUUAUUUUAUGGAACAGGUCUUGGCGUGUACCUUAACUCAUCCAUUUCCAGUUCUUCCAGGGAAAGUGUGGUGCCUUCGAUAAUGUAUACCAUGGUGGUUCCCAUGAUGAACCCCUUCAUCUACAGCCUGAGAAACAAGGACAUCAAGAAAGCCCUCCAGAAAACUUUCAGUCAAGUAAUAUAAUUUACCUACCU